Molecule: messenger RNA, 4535 nt
Organism: Punica granatum (pomegranate)
Lineage: Eukaryota; Viridiplantae; Streptophyta; Magnoliopsida; Myrtales; Lythraceae
Source: RefSeq, a predicted model, not a curated record
AUGGCUGAGCUGGUCCAUACAGAACUAGAUGGGAUCGAGUCACUUAGAUCCGAGCUUGCAGAAAUUGGAAGGAGCCUCAGGUCAUCAUUUCGGAUUAAUGCCUCAAGCUUCCGGAGCACUUCUGGUCUGAGUUCUACAAAGGAUGACGUUGAUGAUGAAUUUGAUCUCCAGUGGGCUGCUGUCGAGAGGCUUCCAACGUUCGAAAGGCUGAGGUCGUCGCUCUUCAGUAAGGGAGGCGAUGGAGGCGACAGAACUGUGGUUGAUGUUACUAAGAUUGGGCCAGACGAGCGGCAGCUGUUCAUAGAAAAACUUAUCAAGCACAUUGAACAUGACAACCUCAAACUGUUGCAGAAGAUUCGGGACAGAACAGAAAAGGUCGGAGUUAAACAGCCUACAAUUGAGGUGAGAUACAGAAACCUCCGUGUAGAAGCAAACUGUCAGAUUGUUCGCGGAAAGCCACUUCCGACUCUGUGGAAUUCUCUGCAAAACAUUGUUUCUGGCAUUGGUAAGUUUUCAUGUUUGACAAGGAACGAAGCUAGGAUAAGCAUCAUCGAUGGAGUUAGCGGGAUCAUAAAACCUGGGAGGAUGACACUAUUACUCGGGCCUCCUGGAUGUGGGAAAACCACCUUCCUGAAGGUCCUUUCCGGAAUUCUCCAUGAGCCUCUAAAGGUGACAGGGGAAAUUUCAUACAACGGGUUCAAGUUAGACGAGUUCAUACCUCAGAAGACUUGUGCUUACGUAAGCCAAUACGACCUGCACAUUCCUGAGAUGACUGUUAGGGAAACAUUGGACUUCUCAGCCCGAUGCCAAGGCGUUGGAAGCCGAAAAGAGAUUAUGAUGGAGGUCAGCAGACGGGAAAAGGAGGCAGGAAUCUUUCCUGAUCCCAAUAUAGAUACAUAUAUGAAGGCUGUUGCUGUCAAAGGACUAAAGAGAACCCUCCAAACUGAUUACAUCUUGAAAAUCCUUGGACUCGAUAUCUGUGCUGAAACACUGGUUGGUGAUCCCAUGAGGAGGGGCAUUUCUGGUGGCCAGAAGAAGAGACUUACUACUGGGGAGAUGAUUGUCGGUCCAAACAGAGCUCUCUUCAUGGACGAGAUAACAAACGGCUUAGACAGCUCCACUGCGUUUCAGGUCAUUGCUUGUCUUCAGCAACUUGCCCAGAUAGUGGACGCAACCAUACUUGUAACCCUUCUCCAGCCUGCACCGGAAACGUUUGAUCUCUUUGACGAUGUGAUGUUAAUGGCAGAAGGGAAGAUAGUUUAUCACGGUCCUCGGGACUGUGCCCUGAAAUUCUUUGAGGAUUCCGGCUUUAAGUGUCCUGAAAGGAAAGGAGUACCUGAUUUUCUCCAGGAGGUUAUCUCGAAAAAGGACCAGGCACAGUACUGGAACCGCCCUGGAGUCCCGCAUAGUUACAUAUCGAUCAACACAUUCGCGAGAAAGUUUAAGGAAUCGUCCCUUGGGAGGAAGCUGGGGGAAGAGAUCUCUGAUCCGUUUGAUAAGUCCCGGAACCACAAGAAUGCUCUUUCUUUCGGCUUCUCGACCUCUCUUUCUAAAUGGCAACUUUUUAGGGCAUGCAUGUCAAGAGAGCUUCUGCUAAUGAGGAGGAACUCAUUUCUCUACGUGUUUAAAACCAUUCAGCUUUUCCUUGCUGCAUUAAUCACAAUGACAGUGUUCCUACGGACCGAAAUGUCCAUAGAUGUCUUCCACGCGACCUACUACAUGGGAUCGCUCUUCUACUCGCUCGUGAUACUUCUUGUGGAUGGAAUUCCUGAACUGUCUUUCACAGUUUCUCGGCUUGCAGUGUUUUACAAACAGAAGGAGCUUUGCUUUUACCCUGCUUGGGCUUACGCUGUACCAGCCUCGAUCCUUAAGAUUCCUCUCUCGUUGCUGGAAGCUGUCGUUUGGACUACUCUCACUUACUAUGUAAUUGGAUACACUCCCGAGGCAGGCAGGUUUUUCCGGCAAAUGCUAUUACUAUUCGCUUUGCACUUGGCAUCGAUCUCCAUGUUCCGUUUUCUGGCGUCAGUCUUCCAGACGGUGACAGCUUCUACAACAGCUGGAAGCUUUGGGAUAUUGUUUCUCUUCUUGUUCAGCGGCUUUGUUAUCACUAAACCCUCUAUGCCUGGAUGGCUCACGUGGGGUUUCUGGGUAUCACCGAUGACUUAUGGAGAGAUUGGGCUCUCUGUUAAUGAAUUUCUAGCUCCACGGUGGGAAAAGAUGCUCCCAACGAACGAAACAAUCGCCCAGCAAAUCCUGAGAAGUCGAGGUCUAGACUUUGAUGGCAAUCUUUUCUGGAUCUCGGUUGCCGCCUUAUUUGGGUUUACAUUAUUUUUCAACACAGGGUUCACAUUGGCCUUGACUUUCUUGAAGCCUCCUGGGAAAUCUAGUGCUAUCAUUUCACACGAAAAGUACAUGCAAAGGCAAGCAGCAGUAAAGGAUUCUAACGAGCCUGAUGCUAAAACUGAAGAGAUGAACAAGGACCUGCCUGAAAUAGGCUAUCCUAGAAGAGACAGGAUGGUUCUACCUUUCACGCCAUUAACGCUCGUGUUCGAAAAUGUUGAGUACUACAUAGACACUCCUCCGGCACUUCAAGAACGAGGAUUCACGCAGAAACGACUCCAACUUCUAUCUGACAUCACAGGUGCUUUUAGGCCCGGGGUUCUUACAGCACUUAUGGGGAUCUCUGGGGCUGGGAAAACAACUCUUAUGGAUGUUCUCUCGGGAAGAAAGACUACAGGGUACAUGGAAGGAGAAAUAAAAGUAGGAGGAUACCCUAAGGUUCAGGAAACGUUCGCUAGGAUCUCAGGGUACUGCGAACAGAGUGACAUACAUUCCCCGCAAAUCACGGUGGAAGAGUCCAUCAUCUUCUCAGCUUGGAUGCGUUUGGACCCUCAAAUCGACUCAAAAACCAAAGCAGAGUUUGUAAAUGAAGUUCUGGAGACCAUAGAGCUCGAUGGGAUCAAGGACACACUAGUGGGAGUUCCCGGUGUUAGUGGUUUAUCAACAGAGCAGCGAAAACGCCUAACUAUAGCAGUGGAGCUCGUGGCAAACCCUUCCAUCAUUUUCAUGGAUGAGCCUACAACAGGUUUGGAUGCAAGAGCAGCUGCAAUCGUCAUGAGGGCAGUGAAGAAUGUAGUCAAUACAGGACGAACAAUCGUAUGCACCAUCCAUCAACCGAGCAUCGACAUAUUUGAGUCAUUUGAUGAGUUGGUUUUAUUGAAGGCUGGUGGCCGGAUGAUUUAUUCGGGUCCCUUGGGAAAGAAUUCGUGCCAGGUCAUAGAAUACUUUGAGAGUGUCCCUGGGGUGGCGAAGAUUAGAGAUAAUUACAAUCCAGCAACAUGGAUGUUAGAGGUGACUUCUACAUCUGCUGAAGCUGAACUUGGAGUUGAUUUUGCUCAGAUAUACAAAGAUUCGCCUUUACACCAAAGCAACAAAGAAAUUGUGAAGCAGCUCAGCACCCCACCCCUGGGAUCCACAGACCUGCAUUUCCCGACUCGAUUCUCGCAGAAUGGGUGGGGCCAGUUCAAGUGGUGCCUGUGGAAGCAGCACUGGUCUUACUGGAGAAGCCCCUCAUACAACUUGCUGCGGAUCUACCACGUUCUGGCGGCUUCUCUGCUGUUUGGCAUCGUCUUCUGGGACCAGGGGAAGAAUAUAGAUAAUCAGCAGAAUCUAUUCAACAUGCUCGGCUCAUUGUACACAGCAGUGUUAUUCUUGGGCAUAAACAACUGCUCAUCAGUCUUGCCUUAUGUUGCCACCGAACGAUCAGUCAUGUAUCGUGAAAGGUUCGCAGGAAUGUACUCCUCGUGGGCUUAUUCACUUUCACAAGUCAUCAUUGAGAUUCCUUAUAUCUUGAUUCAAACCAUCCUGUAUGUGAUCAUCACAUACCCGAUGAUCGGGUAUUAUGGAUCAGCAUAUAAGAUCUUCUUGUACUUCUAUGGAAUGUUCUGCUCGCUGCUGUACUUCAAUUACCUAGGGAUGCUGCUUGUAUCGCUGACCCCAAACUUCAUGUUGGCUGCUAUUCUAUCUUCCGCCUUCUACACGAACUUCAAUCUGUUUGCUGGGUUUUUGAUUCCUAAACCGAGAAUUCCGAAAUGGUGGAUUUGGAUCUAUUAUCUGUGCCCCACAUCCUGGUCGCUGAACUUGAUGCUAACUUCACAAUACGGCGAUAUUGACAAGGAAAUCACGGUGUACGGUGAAACCAAAAUGGUGAAGGCCUUCAUGAGGGAUUACUUCGGGUACAGACAUGAUCAGCUGUACAUCACCGCAAUAGUUUUGACAGCAUUCCCCUUCGCUUUCGCUUUUCUUUUCGCCUUCUUUAUAGGACGUUUGAACUUCCAAAGAAGGUGAAUCAUAGCCUACAUGUGGAAAUAAUUGUACCCAAACAGUCGGAAACUAUUCCUCUGGGAAAUAUUGUAACUCAUGGACCUGCUGAAUGGCUUUUCUAUUCGACACUAUACUGUACAUGAUAAGAAGAUUUGAGCUGCCUCAUAGCCAUAACAGUUGAAAGGAUGUAUAACAAUAGUUUUGAUUGCUCA